Molecule: messenger RNA, 3889 nt
Organism: Limanda limanda (common dab)
Lineage: Eukaryota; Metazoa; Chordata; Actinopteri; Pleuronectiformes; Pleuronectidae
Gene: ifngr1l
Product: interferon gamma receptor 1-like
Exons: 7
Coding region: 180-1379 (399 amino acids)
Molecular function (GO): protein binding
Source: RefSeq, a predicted model, not a curated record
UGGAUCUCCGAGGGUCACUGAAGGCACCAGGAGUCUCAUGGUGUCCCUCGCAGUCCGGACUCGUUUCCCGUCAGCUCCCGUCGUUUCUCCUUCUCCAUGAAACCUUCUCCUCAUUAGUCGUUUGUCACCGUUUCACGUGAACGCGAAGUAAAGUUCGAGCGUUGGGAUUCGAGCUGAGAAUGUUUCCGGUCAGGCUUCAUCCCGUUUUCCACCUUUUCCUCUGGAUCGCUGCUGCGCGGGCUCUCGUGGAGCCGCCGACCAACGUGACCCUGCAGUGCCACAAUCUGCAAAACACCCUGAAGUGGAGCUACGGACAAUUCUUGCCAGGGCUCCGAUUCAAAGUCGAGAUCCUUAAAUCUAAAAGCUUGCCCUCUGUGCUGUGGGUGGAGCCUCCGGCCCUCUGGGCCGAUCUGUCAGAGUUCUCUGAUCCAAGCAACAACUAUUUUGUGCUUGUAACUGCCGUCAAUGGUCAGAAUGAGUCUGAAUCUAGUGAAGAACUCACUUACAGCUACUACAUGGACUCCUAUACACAUCAGAAAUGUUCUGUGGACCUCCCACCAGUUAACGUCACGACACAUCUAGACGACACUGUCACGUUCCGCUUCAUGCAUCCCUGGCUGUGGCACUACAGCCUGAAGCCCGACAGCCAAGGUUCAAAAAAGAGAAUGAAGAAAAGCAACAGCAAACCACCGCUUCAUGAGUUUAAAUACGACGUUGUGAUCGACGGCCAGAACUUUAAGCAUCGUUUCAACUGUGUGGAGAGGGUGUGUAAGGAGGACAAGCUGCCGGUGGAGGCGGAGCACAAAGAGCACUGUCUGAGCAUCACGGGAGAGCUGGACAAAAUGGCCGUUAAAUCCACGCAGCUGUACUGCGCCAGGCGGAUGGAUGAAGAAAUGCCACCUGGCAAGAACAAUAACAUUAUCUACAUCGUGGUCAGCGUGUUGGGCGUCUGUGUUCUCGCUUUUUUCCUCUUCUUGUUUUACAAAAAGAAGGUCAACCCAAAGACUGAGCUUCCAUCCUUUUUGUCAAUCCGCAGAUACAAGCAGGACACCGCGCCGAAAGUUCCUCCCGAGCCGGUCUGUGUGGUAAGAGUGGAGCCGUCCUCUCCCACACCUCUACUGUCCAACGAGGAAGAGCCCGAGUUCACCCCCGCUGCUCCCCCCACUGAGUCACCUGUGCUCCGGCUGCGGACCGGCGUGACAAACGCUGAAGAAGUGCCCGACGAGGGGGGGCACCAGAGCGAUGAAGGACAGGGAUACAUGAGAGGCAGCAGCCUGGAUGAAGACGAGCCACAGAACGACAGCGAGUCCGGCUACGAGAAGCGUCCGGUGCUGGUGACGAUGGGCUCCGGCGAGCUGCUGCAGGCCUACCGCUCCUGAAGCUGAUGCCGGUAACCUCCCAACAUGUUGGAUGGGAAGGUUGGAUGUGGCUCUUGCCUGUAAUCUGUAAUCUGUAAUGAUCUGACUGACAGUUUAGUACAGCUGAGGAAGCAACUCCCAGGGGAGUUAUGGUUACACAUUUCAGGAGGUUCAGUCAAUGUCCUCAUCAAAGCUGAAAAGGAACCGUCCCUUUUGAAAAUCAGUAAAACCUUCCCUUUGUUUUCAGCCUCAGUAAUGACCGAUACCAAAUCUGUACAAAAUGUUAAUUUGAUCAAUCAGCAGUGUUUCAGCUUUGAACCUGUGAUUCACUUUUCUGCUCUUCAAAAACGUCUGCUUGUCCAAUCGUAAGAGUUAAUGAGGAAGCAUCGUUAUGGGAUGUGGGAGUUAGAUAAAUGAUGCAUUAAAGCGAUGGUUGGUAAUAAUGGAAGCCCCAAAAAAUCUACUAAACCGAUUUUCAUCAGACUCUUGUGAGGGAUGUUUAACUUUACGCAGACCGAUGUUACAGAUCUUUGUCACACACACACUUUAUUCUGCCCACCUGGUGGAAUAAACAACCUGAGAAAACUUACUGAGCAGAAAGACAAUAAGAGAGAAGUUAUUGCACUAUGUUAGAAUUGUUCCCGAAAGCGACCAGUUGGUCCAACGCAUUCACGUUAAGUGCCAUUGUCAUGUGACGCCCAAAAACCGAAUCAAUGAUGCGUCUGUUCUCACCACAAGUUAACAAAGUUUACUUGUGGUGAGAAGUAAAUAAUACUCGGAGGCUCUCUGACAUUAAAUCCAUUCAAUCAAUACAUAUUUUAAAGGUGAGACUUUGCCUCUAUUUCCUGUUUGGUUGCCAGGACGGAAAGAAAAAUGCUUUUAAUUCAUGAAAGUCACUAUAUCUCCUUUAAGAUAGAACAGCAAACAAAAUCACCUUCAUUAACCGUUUCAUAAGCAUGAUAUCAUACUGUAUCUAUUCACAUCUGUUGCAUGAGCACAAGCAAUAACAUUUGCAUCACUAGCAGAGUCUAAAUCCUGCUUUCACUGUGGACUGAUACAUCCUCUAAAUGUAUUUGCUGAUUUGCACUUCAUUGUUUUUUUUUUCUAUACUAUUCAGAUGCUUUUAUUUUCCUAUGAUUAUGAUGCACCUUAAAGCUCCAGAAUAACGUUUUGUGCCUCUUUAAAUUCUGUUGUGUGAAAUGAAAAUGUAAUUUGUAAAAAAUAAUCAAACAUUCAGAAUGUGUAUAGAAGCGCUUCAAAUAUUUCUACUUUUAAAUUUUAAUAGAUCUUCGAAAAUGUAUGCAUUAGUUUAUUCACAUUUUGUAAGACCUAAGUGAUGUUUUGUAACAUUACUCAGCUGUUUGGCUUCCUUCCUAUCUCAGUGAUUUGUACAUAUUAUUUGUUUGUUUUGUAUUGUUCGUACAACACGUUUGUGUUAAUGCUCGGUUCUGUGUCAACAUCACACUUACAAAUGAGGAUGUUCUCGCUGCCACAAAUAGUUUUUAUUACUUCAGCAAAGGAAGUUUUCUUUUCUUUGGCCUUUGUUUGUUCGUCAGCAGGACAACGAUAAAAAACACUGGACCAAAUUCCAUGAGAUCUAGUGAAAGGGUGGAACAUGACCUGAGGAAGAAAAAGUCAUAUUUUGGUGUUGAUCCCGAUACAUGCAUGGAUCCAUUUUUUUAUUAAUAUAAUUUUUUCACUUUCUUUAACCACUCAAAUUCUUCAAUAGAAAAAUUCUACAACUUAAACCAAAAGCCAAUAAUAUACUAUAAAUUAUUAAAGUCUUAAAGUUGUGUUUAAAGAAAACAAAUACAAAUAAUUAUAUUUCUUAUAAUUAAAUGAUCUGCAUUAUCUGUUCAGCUCUGUUUUAAUGGGGAAGAACGUCACUGAAUCAUGGGCCUAGACUUGCCCGAGACUAAUGUGAUUGGUUUAAAGCAAUGCAAACACACCUAUGCUUUGUUUUUUCCUGAAUGAUAACUGGUGGAGCCUGACACGGUGCUGUGGAGAUAACGGAGGUCUGGCUGUAAUGAGACCCAGACUGAUGAUGCAGAGAUCGAGUUCUUUAUUCUUCUAGUUGCUGAAGAUACAAGAAAUUAGUUUCGGGACGAUUUUAGCUGUGGAAUCGUUUCGUGGCUCUGUUUGAAUCUAAAAUGUUACUGCGUCUUUAAACAUUUCAAGUUCCCUCUCACUGUAAAUGCAAAAUGUGACUCAACCUACAACGUGUUUUAUUUUGAAUAAUAAUGACAAUGAUUAGGUAACAGGAAAAAAGGUUUCUUUGUGUGUGUGUGUACGAUUUUUAGACGAUUCUACUUAACACUUUGAAGAUUGUCUAUAUGAAACAAUGUUUGAGUUUACUUUGUUUGGAUUUAAAAAGAACCAGGCAACCCAUUACAGUCCGACGCCUUUUUCUCCUGGAUUCUGUGACCUAAUUGUUUUAUUUUAAGUAUCUCAAGCUUCCAUCCUACUGUGAUUUUUAUUUUUUUGCAGUACAUUACUUCAAUAAAAAACACAUCCUGUGUAUUUGCUACCUU